AAAUGGCUAACAAACCUAGUUCAGACUACUACUUUUUAUUCACAAUUCACAUGUGUAAAUAAACAUUAGAGAUUAAAAAUUUUGAUGAAUAUAGGACCAUUAUAUAUAUCAUUACAUGCUACACCAGCAAGCUACGAAUACCGAAACUUCAAUACACUGAAAGAAUUUGGGUGGAAAGUAACCCAUAUUCACCUUCCAAACCAAUUGUGUAAGAAAGAGAUGAACCAUCACACGUGCGAAAGAUUUUUGGUUAGACUUGUCAAUCGUAGAAGCUAACAGAAAUGUUUAGUAGCGCUAUUGGGUAACUAACCGCUUAUUUAAAAGAUAGGUGGCUUCCAGGGUUUUACAUGCUGUGAAUGUUUCGCUAUUUAUUGCUUACUAUAAAAUUAAUAGACCUUGUAGACAGUUAAUAAUGCCAUGAAAUAUUAUUUUGUAAGUGCGAUUUGAAUUUGAGAUUUAAUUAAAAUAUAUUUGACCAUUUCGGGUGAAAUUACAAUUACUAAAUACAUAAAAAAUAAAAUGGGUGACUUUCUUCAGUCCGAACUGGAGAAGGCUCAACAAUGCCUUUUGGAAACUUAUGAAUUAGCUGAAUCUUAUGGAGAUAAUGAGGAAAAAGAUAAAAGCAAAUAUUUGCAACUAAUGGAGCAAAUAUGUCAAAUUAGAAAAGAUGCCAUUCGUAAUGAAGACGCCUUGAAAGUAGCUAUGGAGGAACGUACCAUUGCUGAUUUUGAGUCCGUUUUUCAGGGGACAAUAAAACGAGCUGAAAAAAAUGUUCAAGCCAAAAAAACUCGAGAAUAUAAAGCUUUCUCUGAUCGUUUAGAGGACAUAUCCAGAAGUGCAAGUGGCGAGAUUUUACCGUCAACCACAAAUAAAGACGGGGCUUUAAUAGAAAUGGACAUGCAAGUGAACAUAAAUGAUCCCAUAACAAAAAAACGAAUGAUAGAUCCCGUAAAAAAUAUAAACUGUGGACAUAUCUAUGAAAGGACCAGUAUACAGGACGCAAUACAAAUUAAACCAAAACUUCGUUGUCCUGUUGCUGGCUGUGGAAACAAUCAGUAUAUUAAUAUGGCGCAUUUAAAGUCAGACAAUGCUCUAAAAUUACAUCUACAACGUAUAGCGAAGACGCAGACGACAAUUUGGUGCACCACAUUGACAGUAUAGUACUUUUCCGGGCACUACGCCAACUUCAUAAUUAUAAUUCCAAGUCAGUUCCGUACCGGCCCGAAUAUUAGUGGAGGAAAAGAAUGCUACCCAAGGGAAUCUCAAGUCAUGGGUGUCGACAAAAACGUUUUGUACGAAGAGAUUGGGUGAACAUGAGUGCUGUAAAUAAAAAACCAUAAAUUGCA
Molecule: messenger RNA, 1346 nt
Organism: Bactrocera oleae (olive fruit fly)
Lineage: Eukaryota; Metazoa; Arthropoda; Insecta; Diptera; Tephritidae
Product: E3 SUMO-protein ligase NSE2
Biological process (GO): protein sumoylation; double-strand break repair via homologous recombination
Cellular component (GO): nucleus; Smc5-Smc6 complex
Molecular function (GO): zinc ion binding; SUMO ligase activity
Source: RefSeq, a predicted model, not a curated record